UGCACCGGGAAGGAGGCGGAACUCCGCGAAGCGCUUCCGGGUCAGCCCUCUAUACGUUGAAUGGGCUGUGUUGACAUGGCGGUCCCCCGCUGUAGGCGCUGUCUUCCAGUGUGAGCGGUGUCCGCCUCCUCCUCUCCGGCCGGGGUGUAUGGCGCCCUUGUCCCAGCUGGUAGUCUGGCUCUCCCAGUCUGCCGCUGUACGCUCCUAUGGGGUCUUCUCCAAAGGCCUGACCCGCACCCUGCUCAUCUUCUUCAACCUGGCCUGGAGGCUUCGGAUCAAGUUCCCCUAUCUGUAUGUCAUCGCCUCCAUGAUGCUGAACAUCCGGCUCCAGGUCCAUAUAGAAAUCCACUAGCCCCCACAUCCAUGACAAACUACACUGUGUUCCAAAUUAUUAUGCCAGUGAGAUUUUCACAGGACUUCAGCAAAAUGAGCUUUUUAUUUUAUUUUUUUAAAUAAAGCUUUUUAUUUCUCAUA
Messenger RNA from Bufo bufo (common toad), 474 nucleotides. RefSeq names its product small integral membrane protein 10-like protein 2A. Bases 149 to 352 code for a protein of 67 amino acids. The transcript has 2 exons. Lineage: Eukaryota; Metazoa; Chordata; Amphibia; Anura; Bufonidae. The record is from RefSeq and is a predicted model, not a curated record.